Hydatigera taeniaeformis is the source of this 4386-nucleotide messenger RNA. The record is from the annotation of a GenBank genome assembly. NCBI's taxonomy places the organism in Eukaryota, Metazoa, Platyhelminthes, Cestoda, Cyclophyllidea, Taeniidae.
AUGUCCUCCUGUAACGCGAAUUUGUCCGGUGUCGCUGCGGAAUACAUAUCCUCGAACAUCCAUCGCCUCGAGGUAGCCACCGGUUGUUUUGUUUGCUUACAAUGUGACGCAACCGAGUGGAGGGGUUCUUGGAAUCCCGAGUGCUUCGUUGCUCAUGUGGAUAAAGCACAUCCCGGUUCUGAGUCACUCUCUUGUGUGUUUUGCGGCUUGGAUUGGCCUACAGACCGCUUUGUUUCCCAUGUAGCAGGCCACUUUGCUGCUUGUGAUUCUCGAUCGACGUAUCUUUAUCCCUGUCCGGUACCAACACAUUCCUCCGUCUGCCCCUUUCAAACCAAUAAUGUCCACUGUCUCAGGGUUCAUCUUCUCUCCGCGCAUCGAGGAGAGCAGGUGAUCUACAGGUGUUUUCAUUGCUCAAAAAGGGAGAAGUCUCUGGAAUCUUGGGUAUCUCAUGUAUCAGCGCAUGCCUUACGGAUCUAUCAUUGUGUGGUGAACGGGUGCCAUGUCAAAUCACCGUCCAAAGAAUUUCUUAUUGAUCACAUCAAGCGAUCGCACGACAAUAAUCCCGUCAGUUUGAUGCGUGAGAGCUUGGAGUUCAUCUGCGCAUACGAGGGACACGUGCCCUCCUUCUUGCGUUCUUUCCUCUUUGAAAAACCCGUGCAACCUCAAGUCCUAACUUCAAGUGAGUCAACUUCGACCCCGCCUGCCAUCUCCUCCAUCGCCUCGACGACGACGUCGAGGAAACCUACUGAGUGCGUGUCCCCUUGCCUCCGUUGUCCUAAGUGUCAGGUAGCCACGGCUAACUGGUCGCGUUUCCAGACUCACUUAAGCUUCUGCAUCGACACUAGCAUCUCCUAUCAUCUCUACUGGUGUCCUUCUUGCUCCACCGUCUCCACAGAGAAGGGCCUCAUUGAAGAGCAUGCUCUGGCGGUGCAUGAUACACAGGCAUCCGUGAUUGUCGAAAAUUGCUGCAAAACCAAUAUUACACUAAAGGAAUCGGAUGGAUGCGAAAAACCUCCCGAUCUUGAUGCCACACUUCUUAGUGGAGUCGAUCCAUUGGCAUCUCAAAAUCCGCCACCGGAUAGUGUUUUUUCAGCUUUUUCUAGCCUUCUCCCCCCCUCACAUUCAAAUGCACAAACUGAUGCUGGUACUGCUAUUGCUCCGUUAGUCAAGACAGAGAUGCCCAGUCCGAAGGCAUCCGGGGCGGAUAACUCUCUAUUUACUAACAACAUAUUUUUAACACCCUCCAAUUUACAAGCCGUUGCGGCCAUGGCGGCUGCCCUUACUGGCCUUGCCAUGAACAACCCGCAGCCACCACCUCCUAUCGAAGUCGUUGAGAAUGACGCUGCAGAGGUGGGUACAGACACAGAAUUGCACUCUAAUGGCUUCGACGAGGCUCCUAAUACACCAACCUCCUCAACAACAACCGCAGAGGAGGUGAUCCGUACUGGGCGGACAGGGGAGGAGGAAUUGGUCUCCUUUCCAUUCGAUGAAGUGCAGUUUCGCAGCGAAUUAGCUGGCCAACUCUCAGCUGAAGUCAUUGGUCAGUUGGCGGAAAAGAUGCACAAAUUUUCUUCCUACGUGAUUCGAAUUCUUGGGAAGGAAAAUCAUCGUCGUGUACCACAGUGUCCCGAAUGUGAUAGAGUCUUUUCCUAUGGGCUACCAGAUUUCAAGCGACAUUUGCUAGUCAUUCAUUUGGGUGCACCAAGGGAGCAUUUGAAGGACCUCCUGCGGUUUGUGCGUUUCCCUAAGAUGGAGACUGCUUUCUCCGACAAGCAGGAGCAAGCGGCGAUGAGACGGAUGCGGCCAAAGGAAAUCGAGCCGGGUGUUCGAAAAAUUCCUCUUCCUUAUUCCAUCAACAUUUUGAGACGUCUUACAGAAGGCCUUCCUGAGAGUACGCGUGAAUACAUAGCUACAAAAAUGCGUACGUAUAGUACAAUGUCGGCUAUUUACGAACUCAAAGCGGGUCUUAAGCGGUACAAGUGCGGCCACUGUUACUAUUCCUCUCCACAUGCCUUGGCAGAUGUACGCAAGCAUAUUUUGGGCUCCCACUGCGGUAUUUCGACAAAACACUUUCGGUUCUGUUUGCAGGCUUCACGUUUGGAUCACGUUGACUUCUGCCUUUUGUCUGAUGAGAAAUUGGCAAGAUUAGCCCAGGAAUUUCUUACGCGACGACAAGUAGAGUCCGCUGAGAGUGAAGCAAGCAGCAGUGGAACUAGCAACAAACGUCCACAUAGUCGUACACCAUCUCCAGAAGCUCCAUUAGUUACUCCACGGGAACCAGAUGAAAACGGGAUCUCUAGGUUUACAACAAUGAUUCCUGGCUCAAAAAACCCUGUCAAGGUGCGCAUUCGGGGACCCGUCCCACCAGGAGAAAAUGCAACAUCUCCAUCGUCGAACUCUUUCUUGAAUGCUUCUGGUUCAGUUAACAGUGCAUCACUUGAGCUUUCAGACCUGCCUAAGAUACCAGGUUUAGAAGGUGCGAAUCAGAUUUUAGAUCUUCCUUUACCAUAUUCUGAACCCGUUCUUCGCCAGCUAUUAGAAAAUGCGGGUGCACUCCCACAUCAAGUCGAAGAGAUGUGUAACAAGAUGCAGGUGUACAGUUCCAAGACAAUGACCCGUAUAUGCCAGGGUGAUCGGACAUUGGCCUUUCGAUGCUCUUGUGGACGACUUUUUGUGACUACGCGUCAGCCAGAUAGCAAGAUGCGAGCCGCAACCCUAGCUGACAGCCGACGCCAUGUAAUGGGAGUGCACGCAAGAAUUCCUCACGAAUACAUUACAAUUUGUUGUCAAGCCUCAAGAAUCAGUCGCGAGAAUGGCUUCCAGCUCUAUCCAGACGAAAUGCUGCAUCGGUUGGCUAUGGAUCGACCUAUCAAACUUAACAGUCCCGACGCAAUUUCCACACCACAUAUGCAUCGUUCGCCCUCAAAAGGAGGCAGUUCGAAGUUGGGAUCUCUCCCACCCCUGCGCCCCCUGGCGGAUCUAUCGGGAGAUAACUCCGAAGAUGAGAAGCCGAUAAUCAAUAGUCGACUGAGUCUUCCCGUUGCAUUCCACCCAUUAAGUGACUCAACACCCAACGGCGGCAUCAGCGGUGGUGAUGAGCUGGAAGAAAGCAUUGACUCUGAUCCAAUAGACACAUCAGUGGUCCUGUCCUGUCUCAACGAACAAUCUCCAAAAGACAUAGAGCGCAUAAUUGAUUUGCCUUAUUCAAAAACGGCUUUGCAAGUUCUUGUACGUGGCUACUGUCCUCCUAGUUACUUUGGUAUUCUCCUUAGAAAGAUGCAAGUAUACACUGCAUACAAAGUAUUCGUUACUCGCCGCAGAGGAAGGCGGUUCUUCUGUUGCUCCGGGUGUAAUUCUGUAUCCCCUCAUGGAAUGGGUGACAUUCGGAAGCACAUUUUGGGUGUUCAUGCCAAAGUUCCAGAACGUUAUAAGGCUGCUGCGAUGCACUGUUCGCGUUUAAGUCGCGAGGAUAAUAGUCUUUUGAACGAUGAAAACCUCCUCCAGCUAGCGAAAAUGAAAUGGAAGGGUACUGUAAUCAAACCUCUCUCGGAAAUUAGUAUGACGGGGAGCUUGCCUAUGAAAUCGGAGUCUUCGGCAUCUGAAACUCAAAUUUCGCGACAUCUUCGUACCUCGGUUAAUAGAUUACCGGAGGAUACUCCAAUGGUGGUGCUCUCCGCAACCCCACAAGCUGCGGGUGAGCUCUUCUCCUGCUCAGCUUGCACAGUAGCCUCUAUGCACUGCGCGGCAAUGCGUUCACAUGUGGCUAGGGCACAUCUGGGCGCACGAGCCUACGAGUGCCCUCAGUGUCCAGAGGCGUUUAGCCUUUCAGCUGAUCUGAUCAGUCACUGCUCCACCGCUCACUUGGACUGCACGCCAGCCGUUCCACCACCCAUUCUACCCGCCUCCUUCCAAGAGGUCAUGUCUUCAGUGAUUGUAAAUCACGAGGAGGAGCCUCUUUCACCUACAGUUGCGGCUGGAAAGGACGCAGUCGCAACUGAAGACGAUGAGAUUGGCAAGCUCUGGACUUGUUCCAAUGGCAACAACAAUAACAAUAACAUCAUUCAGGCGGCGGUCUCUUCGUUCCUCUCUCUUCCUUCCCCUAAACCUCUCCUUCCUGUGGACGUAAAUGGCGUUAUGGUUCCCUCUCCAGCAGUUUUCCCCUCCCCACUUCCCUUGGCCACUGCGCAGUUCGAGGGCAGACCAGUCUCGAACGGAGUUGGAUCCAGCCGAAGGAAGCCUUGUAAAGCCAAUCUCGUCCAGCUAAAGCAACCAAAGACCUUCCUUGAUGAAGAUACUCCGUACCCCUGCUCCUCCGACAGUGGUGAAGCAGUUAGCAACCCCAAGAAAUCUCGAUCGGAUGAUGGUGCGGAGACUGCCGACCUCUAG